Molecule: messenger RNA, 3103 nt
Organism: Diceros bicornis minor
Lineage: Eukaryota; Metazoa; Chordata; Mammalia; Perissodactyla; Rhinocerotidae
Gene: HELLS
Product: helicase, lymphoid specific
Exons: 22
Coding region: 112-2625 (837 amino acids)
Biological process (GO): negative regulation of gene expression via chromosomal CpG island methylation; pericentric heterochromatin formation; DNA methylation-dependent constitutive heterochromatin formation
Cellular component (GO): nucleus; pericentric heterochromatin
Molecular function (GO): chromatin binding; ATP binding; ATP-dependent chromatin remodeler activity
Source: RefSeq, a predicted model, not a curated record
UCUGGCCGGGGAUUUAGCGAGAAGGCUGGGUCUGGCAGCGGCUUUGAGAAUUUAGCGCGCGGUGUUGCAGGCGCUGAGAGCAAGGGGCCCGGUUCCAGAGUGUGUUUAGCCAUGCCGGCACAGCGGCCCGCGAGCAGCGGCGGGUCCCUCGCUCCAGAUAUGGUUGAACGACCGGAGACUGCCGUGAUUACCCCAGCCAUGCUAGAAGAGGAAGAACAGCUUGAGGCUGCCGGACUUGAGAGAGAGCGGAAGAUGCUAGAAAAGGCUCGCAUGUCUUGGGAUAGAGAGUCCAUGGACAUUCGGUACCGUAGACUUCAACAUUUGCUUGAAAAAAGCAAUAUCUACUCCAAAUUUUUAUUGACUAAAAUGGAACAGCAACAAUUAGAGGAACAGAAGAAGAAAGAGAAACUAGAGAGAAAAAAGGAAUCUUUGAAAGUUACUAAGGGUAAAAAUUCCAUUGAUGCAAAUGAGGAGAAUCCAGUUAUGAGAAAGAAAAGAGGAAGAGAAGAUGAAUCAUACAAUAUUUCAGAGGUCAUGUCAAAAGAGGAAAUUUUGUCUGUGGCUAAAAAAAGCAAAAAGGAGAAUGAGGAUGAAAGUUCUUCAUCUAAUCUCUGUGUAGAAGAUCUUCAGAAAAACAAAGAUUCAAAUAGUAUAAUUAAAGAUAGAUUGUCUCAAACGGUUAGACAGAAUACUAAGUUCUUUUUUGACCCAGUUCGGAAAUGUAAUGGACAGCCAGUACCCUUUCAGCAACCAAAACACUUUACAGGAGGAGUGAUGCGAUGGUACCAAGUGGAAGGCAUGGAAUGGCUUAGGAUGCUUUGGGAAAAUGGAAUUAAUGGCAUUUUAGCAGAUGAAAUGGGAUUGGGAAAAACAGUUCAGUGCAUUGCUACAAUUGCAUUGAUGAUUCAGAGAGGAGUACCUGGACCUUUUCUUGUCUGUGGCCCUUUGUCUACACUUCCUAACUGGAUGGCUGAAUUCCAAAGAUUUACACCAGAAAUUCCUACCAUGUUAUAUCAUGGGACCCAGGAGGAACGUCGAAAAUUGGUAAAGAGUAUUGACAAACGGAAAGGGACGCUCCAGAUUCAUCCUGUGGUAAUCACGUCAUUUGAAAUAGCCAUGAGAGACCGAAAUGCGUUACAGCAUUGCUAUUGGAAAUACUUGAUAGUUGAUGAAGGACACAGGAUUAAGAACAUGAAGUGCCGUCUAAUCAGAGAGUUAAAGCGGUUCAAUGCAGAUAACAAACUACUUUUGACUGGUACUCCCUUGCAAAACAAUUUAUCAGAACUUUGGUCAUUGCUAAACUUUUUGUUGCCAGAUGUAUUUGAUGACUUGAAAAGCUUUGAGUCUUGGUUUGAUAUCACUAGUCUUUCUGAAACUGCUGAAGAUAUUAUUGCUAAAGAAAGAGAACAGAAUGUAUUGCAUAUGCUGCACCAGAUUCUAACACCUUUCUUACUGAGAAGACUAAAAUCUGAUGUUGCUCUUGAAGUUCCUCCUAAACGAGAAGUAGUCGUUUACGCACCGCUUUCAAAGAAACAAGAGAUCUUUUAUACAGCCAUUGUGAACCGUACAAUUGCAAACAUGUUUGGAUGCAGUGAGAACGAAACAGUUGAGCUAAGUCCCACUGGACGACCAAAACGGCGAACUAGAAAGUCAAUAAAUUACAGCAAAAUAGAUGAUUUCCCUAAUGAAUUGGAAAAAUUGAUCAGUCAAAUGCAGCCAGAGGUAGACCGAGAAAGAGCUGUUGUGGAAGCGAACAUCCCUGUAGAAUCUGAAGUUAAUCUGAAGCUGCAGAAUAUAAUGAUGCUACUUCGUAAAUGCUGUAAUCAUCCAUAUUUGAUUGAGUACCCUAUAGAUCCAGUGACACAAGAAUUUAAGAUUGACGAAGAAUUGGUAACAAAUUCUGGGAAAUUCUUAAUUUUGGAUCGAAUGCUGCCAGAACUAAAAGCUAGAGGUCACAAGGUGCUGCUUUUUUCACAAAUGACAAGAAUGUUGGACAUUUUGAUGGAUUACUGCCACUUUAGAGAUUUCAACUUUAGCAGGCUUGAUGGAUCCAUGUCUUAUUCAGAGAGAGAAAAAAAUAUGCACAACUUUAACACAGAUCCAGAUGUGUUUAUCUUCUUAGUGAGUACACGAGCUGGUGGCCUGGGCAUUAAUUUGACUGCAGCAGAUACAGUUAUCAUUUAUGAUAGUGAUUGGAACCCCCAGUCUGAUCUUCAGGCCCAGGAUAGAUGUCAUAGAAUUGGUCAGACAAAGCCAGUUGUUGUAUAUCGUCUUGUUACAGCAAAUACUAUUGAUCAGAAAAUUGUGGAAAGAGCAGCUGCUAAAAGAAAACUGGAAAAGUUGAUCAUCCACAAAAAUCAUUUCAAAGGUGGUCAAUCUGGAUUAAGUCAAUCUAAGAACUUCUUAGACCCUAAGGAAUUAAUGGAGUUAUUAAAAUCUAGAGAUUAUGAAAGGGAAGUCAAAGGAUCAAGAGAGAAGGUCAUUAGUGAUAAAGAUUUAGAGUUGUUAUUAGAUCGAAGUGAUCUCAUUGACCAAAUGAAUGCCUCAGGACCGAUUAAAGAGAAGAUGGGGAUUUUCAAGAUACUAGAAAAUUCUGAAGAUUCCAGUUCUGAAUGUUUGUUUUAAAUUGGCUCUAAAGAAUGUCUUUAAAAAAUUCUUAUUUACAUCUAGUGAUUUACUUUUAUUGGUGUUGAAAUCCAGAUUAUCCACUUUACUUUUUUGAUUAUAUCGGUUUACAUACUGUAACUUGUACCAUUGCAUACUUAAUAGAUGAUGAUUUUCUGAGCUUUAUUCAGAACAAAGAAGUAUUCAUAUUAAGUGUAGAUUUUUCGGUUAAUUUUUCAAACUCGGUAGUACUCUUGGGUACAGGCUGAUGUGUACUUAACCACUGCCAGAUUUAUACAGUCUUCCUGUGGAAGUUUAAUGUCUUUUCCCCACCUUUUAGCAGUACAGUUCUUGGGUUUUUGGUACUUCAGUUAUGGAGUAAGCUUUUGAUGGGGGAAAGAUUGGGAUUAUGCUUUCUGUUGGUUAAAUAAGAAAUUGUUUGAUUUUAGGGUCUAUUUCUAUAAAAUGGUUUACCAAAUAAAUGUUCAUUAUAAGAUGA